Molecule: messenger RNA, 2102 nt
Organism: Lacerta agilis (Sand lizard)
Lineage: Eukaryota; Metazoa; Chordata; Lepidosauria; Squamata; Lacertidae
Gene: ABRAXAS2
Product: abraxas 2, BRISC complex subunit
Exons: 9
Coding region: 54-1301 (415 amino acids)
Biological process (GO): attachment of spindle microtubules to kinetochore; protein K63-linked deubiquitination; mitotic spindle assembly
Cellular component (GO): nucleus
Molecular function (GO): polyubiquitin modification-dependent protein binding; microtubule binding
Source: RefSeq, a predicted model, not a curated record
GCUUGUGGGACCGUCGUCGUCGGAGGUGGCGGCGGCGGCGGCGGGGCUCCAUCAUGGCGGCUUCCAUUUCAGGCUACACGUUCAGUUCCGUUUAUUACUACAGCACCAACAGUAGCGCCGACCAUGAAGGAUUUCUUUUGGGAGAGAUAAGGCAAGAGGAGACGUUUAGUAUUAGUGACUCUCAAAUCAGCAACAUUGAAUUUCUGCAAGUUAUUGAUAUCCAUAAUCAUGAGCCUUGUUCCAAACUCUUUAGCUUUUAUGACUAUGCGGGCAAAGUCAAUGAAGAGAAUUUGGAUCGGAUUCUUAAAGAUCAGAGAAAAAAUGUUAUUGGAUGGUACAGAUUUAGGAGAAAUACCCAGCAACAAAUGUCAUAUAGAGAACACAUCAUUCACAAACAGCUGACACAGAUUCUUGGAGUGCCUGAUCUUGUCUUCCUUCUCUUCAGUUUCAUCUCAACUGCAAAUAACUCAACACAUGCUUUAGAAUAUGUUCUCUUUAGACCAAACCGAAGGUAUAAUCAAAGAGUGUCACUUACUAUUCCUAAUCUAGGCAACACAAGCCAACAGGAAUACAAGGUCUCUUCAGUGCCAAAUACUUCCCAAAAUUAUACCAAAGUUAUUAAGGAGCAUGGUACUGCUUUUUUUGAUAAAGACGGUGUGAUGAAGGACAUCAGGGCUAUAUAUCAGGUUUAUAAUGCACUUCAAGAAAAAGCACAGGCAGUAUGUAUAGAAGUAGAGAAGAGUGAACAAGCUGCUGAAACUUUCCAGGCAGAGGUCAAUAAGCUAAAAACACAAAUCUUGCAAAAGAAACAAGAAAAGGAGCAGGAAAUAAGACUGCAGCAGGCCAUCUUAAGCAGACAAAUGUCAAAUGAUACCUGUGAGCCUAUAUUUAUCCCCCGAAUGUCCCAUGCUGGAUUUGUUGCAGAAGGUAGUAAUCUUGAAGAACCUGAUGCCUCUGAUCCUCCUCCUCCUUAUGCUGACUUGAGUGUAAUCAAUCACGACAGUGCCAUACGCCCUGGUGUUCUAGAAAGCAAUGUUUUCAUGCCUCGACCUCAAGCAGUAGGCUCUUCCAGUUAUGUUUCCACAAAUACAGGAUUGAAGCUUUCAGGCAGUGGAACAUCCAUGCCAUCCUCUUCCCAGGCAACUGUCAGUGACAAUGUUAAUGAAUCAGAAGACAGUGACUGUGAGAAUUUUCUUGAACCUACAGAGUCAUCUGACAAUGAAUACGCACAGACAAGAAAUUCUCGUCCCCUGACACAUGCGGAUGGAGAUUCCAGGAACACUCAAAUCUCCCAGAUCUAAUGGAACAUGAGCUUAAUAUAGCACUAUCUUUCCUAAAUGUUACAGAAAUAUUUUGGGAUUUAACUUGGAGGAAAUGGGCUACAAAAGUGGAUUAUUGUGCACAGCAGAUGUAGAAGACUUGAACUUAGAUGGCUUAUUCACUUUUGUGAUACAUUUUUGCAAGUUUUGUAAUUGAAUCAUUAGGAUAAUCAAACUACUAACAUUGAUUAAAUUCAUGGAUGUACUGGUAAAUAAGCAAAGUGAAAUUGGGGGGUAGGGAAUCCUGUGGCUUUUGUUGCCAUAUUCUCCAUUAAAAAAUGGAAUUUAGCAACUAAGCACACUCUUAAUGAUCUCAAAUCAAAGCUUACCUCGUGCACUAUCAUGCCUUGAAUUUUGGGGGAGGGGGGCAUUUCUAAGAACUUUGAUCAGCAGGCUUUUUAAUGGUGAAGCCAAAUAGAUCAUUGCCAGAAACAAAAACCUUUGAUAAUUCCAAGCAGCCUGAUUGGAACAAAUGUGAGCUAUAUUCUCUGCAUGCUCUUUUAAUAGAGAUGAAGUUUGUUUCAAUCUUUUUCUACUAGCCUAAUGUCUAUCACUUAAAAUUAUGGUUGCCUUUUUAUGUAGAAAAGUGAUUACCAGUAAAUCAUCAGUGAAUGUCUUGAGCAUAACUACUCUGACCUUGGUGGAUUUAAAGUGACUUUCCCACACUAUCAUCGGUUGCAUUUUUGUUCUAAAAAUAUGAAGAGCACAUAGCAGAAAGUAGUGAAAUAAUGUGGUCAGUUCUGUCAGGCACUGAACAUUUAAUGCAAAACUUCAUGCAACUUU